GGCAUAGCGUAUCACAGCAAAGCAAGAAUCGAAUCAGCCGACCCCUCUUUCUCCCGCUCACGGGACUUAUAUAUACACACAGAGAGAUAAAAGGUGGGAAUUCUUCUUGUUUUUUUGUUGCAUUGUUUUCGGGGUUGGUUGGUUCUUGGUUUGUUUUUUUCUUAGAGGGAGGAAACAGUGUUGGUGGUGGUGACGGCGGCGGCGAUGCAGAGAAGGAAGUGGAGGACGGUGUUGGCAGUGCGGCAACUGCUCAAGUUCGCCAUAGGCGUAAUAGCUCUCCUGGCUCUGCUUUCCGUACACGUUCAACUGAUAUUCCCUCCUUCCGCAGUCAUCAAGUUGCCUGAUAAGCUCCCUAUGCCAUAUGAGCUCGGGUACCAACGACUGAGCAGAGAGGGAAACUGGAUGCAUGAACCUUCUCUCCCUGCUCGCAAGUUGGAAGGUGAAAGAUGGAGUUCAGAUGUGGACAAGUUAUGGAAACCGCCGCCUAAUAGAGACUAUGUACCAUGUGUUUCACCAACCUCGUUUUACACACCUCCUACACAGUCUCGAGGCUACCUUCUGGUCCAUGCAAAUGGUGGACUUAAUCAGAUGAGGGCUGGGAUUUGUGAUAUGGUUGCUGUUGCUCGUAUUAUAAACGCUACUCUUGUGAUGCCAGAGCUUGAUAAACGCUCAUUCUGGCAGGAUUCUAGUAAUUUCACCGAUGUCUUUGAUGGGGAUCAUUUUGUUAAGUCGUUGGCAGAUGAUAUAACGGUUGUGAGCAAGCUACCUAAGGAAUUGGCAACUGCAACUAGGGCAGUUAAGCAUUUCAGAAGCUGGUCUGGUGUGGAUUAUUAUGAGCAAGAGAUAGCCAGCAUGUGGGCAGACUAUCAGGUCAUUCGAGCAGCAAAGUCUGAUUCACGAUUGGCUAAUAAUAAUCUGCCUCCCGAUAUCCAAAAACUGCGGUGCAGAGCUUGUUAUCAAGCCCUCCGCUUUUCACCCCGAAUAGAAGCAAUGGGAAAGAUUCUGGUUGAUAGGAUGAGAUCCUACGGUCCAUAUAUUGCAUUGCAUUUGCGAUAUGAGAAAGACAUGCUUGCCUUCAGUGGAUGCACGCAUGAUUUAUCCCCACAAGAAGCCGAGGAGUUAAAGGACAUCAGGGAGAACACUACCUGGUGGAAAGUGAAAGACAUUGACCCUGUAGACCAGAGAGCCAAAGGCUAUUGCCCCUUAACGCCAGAAGAGGUUGGGAUGUUCCUUUCUGGUUUAGGAUUCCCAUCGAGCACUCCAAUAUACAUCGCUGCUGGAGAGAUUUAUGGGGGUGAAUCCCGCAUGGCCAACCUAUUCUCCCGCUAUCCCCUAAUCAUGAGCAAGGAAAAGUUAGCGUCUGCUAAGGAGCUGAAACCAUUUAUAAAACACGCGUCUCAGAUGGCUGCACUUGACUAUAUCGUGUCAAUUGAGAGCGACAUAUUUGUGCCUUCAUACUCGGGAAACAUGGCAAGAGCAGUUGAGGGUCACCGUCGGUUCCUAGGACACAGGAAGACAAUCUCUCCUGAUAGGAAAGCUCUUGUUCGUCUUUUUGACAAAGUUCGGAUGGGGAGAAUGAAAGAAGGGAACAAUCUGUCUAACCGCAUUGUUGAAAUCCACAAAAGACGGCAGGGGUCGCCCAGGAAGAGGAAGGGGCCUAUAUCAGGAACCAGGGGAAUGGAUAGGUUUCGCUCAGAAGAAGCAUUUUAUGUAAAUCCUUUACCAGACUGUUUAUGCCAGGAGUUUACACAUACAAACCAUUCUCAAUAGAUUCUUCAUAGAUCAUCACAUUUGUGCAUAGAAAUUAGAAAUUCAUUCUUUUAUUUCUGGAGGGAAGGAAAAAAUAGUUGGCACCAAUGACAUUUUGUUUUAUUUUA
Molecule: messenger RNA, 1877 nt
Organism: Ipomoea nil (Japanese morning glory)
Lineage: Eukaryota; Viridiplantae; Streptophyta; Magnoliopsida; Solanales; Convolvulaceae
Exons: 11
Coding region: 205-1770 (521 amino acids)
Cellular component (GO): cytoplasm
Source: RefSeq, a predicted model, not a curated record